This is a messenger RNA of Rattus norvegicus (Norway rat), 2091 nucleotides long. NCBI's taxonomy places the organism in Eukaryota, Metazoa, Chordata, Mammalia, Rodentia, Muridae. The record is from RefSeq and is a predicted model, not a curated record.
AAAAAAAGAUUUAUUUCCUGUAUGUAGGUAUACUAUCCCUGUCCUCAGUCACACCAGAAGAUGGCAUUGGAUCCCAUUACAGAUGGUUGUGAGCCACCAUGUGAUUGCUGGGAAUUGAACUCAAGACCUCUGGAAGAGCAGUCAGUGCUCUUAACCGCUGAGCCAUCUCUGCAGCCUCUGGGCUUCCUAUUUUUAAACACAAACUGCAAAAAAGACCCAGAAAACAUUGUGGAGUUGAUGGAACGUUUUACAUAUGGCUAGGGUAUUGGGAAGACACUUGUAACAGAAAGAGGAAACAAAACAAAAACCAGGGCAAGGAAGUGUCGGGUGUGGAGGUAGCCUUUUCUGACCUCUCCUCCUGCUAUCUUCCUGGUGGGUCCCCUAGGUGAUGAAGGCCUGGGUACUUCAUGAAGUCUUUUGAAGUAGGGAUCACUCAAAAUGGUGUCCCUCUUGUAUGGGUAACCUUUGUUAGACCACUACCCUUGGUCUCCUGAGCAGUGCUCUGACCUCAGAUGCCUGUCUGCAGUUCAGUAAGGUUUUAGACAUCCUGGACACGUCUGAAGACUCUGCCGUUUUUCUUAGCCCACUGUACCUGCUUUGGUUCUGGACCCAAAUAACACCCAGUCUUUUAGGGACCCAGUUCAUUUGGUAUCCUGCUACUACAUUCCUUGCCAGUAAACACGCUCAGGUUUCUCUGCCUCACCAAACAUAAAACCUGCUGCCAGCUGGGCUGGUGCCAGCUAAAGCACCCAGGCAGAGGGCAUGGUAUGCAUGUGCAAGCCAGGGGGCCAUUGGAGGAUGUGGACACCAGAGCCUGAGCUGCAUGGGUGGGAGAGGCACCAGAGAAGGGAGGUGUAGGACAGGCGCCACCAAGCAAGCAUCCAUGAAUCUAGGCCAGAAAAGGGUAUCUGCAAGGUCAUAAGGAAGCCUUGGGCCUGGACGCUAAGGCCGCAGUAUCCAGCAGCUGAGCAGUAGGACUAGACGUACCAGCAAUGACCAGCUCUCCUGUCUCUAGAGUUGUCUACAACGGGAAGAGGAAUAGCAGUCCCCGCUCUCCCACCAACAGCAGUGAGAUCUUCACACCAGCGCAUGAAGAGAAUGUGCGCUUCAUUUAUGAAGCCUGGCAGGGUGUUGAGCGAGACCUGCGCAGCCAGCUGUCCAGUGGGGAGCGGUGCCUAGUGGAGGAAUAUGUGGAGAAAGUUCCCAACCCCAGCCUGAAGACCUUCAAGCCCAUCGACCUGAGCGACCUGAAGCGCCGGAACACGCAGGAUGCCAAGAAGUCCUAGAGUGCCUGGCGCCCCUCCCCUGGCCUCCAGAAGAUCAGGGUGCACUUGAUGUUGGUUUCCUCUGUUCCUGUGGCGCUGCUCCUGGGAGGGGGGGAGGAGAGUGAGCUCUAGCAGGCCGUAAUCCCCAGAGCCAGCAGGAUUGAUGAUCAAGGCCCUACCUGUCCUCUCCAGGGUCUCAAGUUGCCCCUGUCACUGGGGGAAUAGGAGUCUGACUGUAUCAGCCCUGUCCUUUUCUCCUGGCCAGCUGCAUCUUGGGUAGCACCUGGCCCUACCUACCCAGCCCUCUCUGCUGUUACCUGCCAUGCCUCGCCACUCUCCUUCCUGGCUACUUAAGGUCAGGAAGGAAAAAAGGGGACCUCUGUUUCUUCGGCUGUGGAACCUUGAAGUGACCAGAAAGUAGGACAUGUGCAGUCCCACCUGCAUCCAGUGUGGCUCUCUCCAUGGAGACUUGCUGUUCUUCUGCCCUGGACAUUUGGGGAGCUCCCCCUUCCAUCCCCACUGUCCAUCCUGACCCUUCCUUGCCCCAGUUUCAGAGUCGAAUCAGCUCUGGGCCUAGGACAGUACUGGCUCUCUGAGAGCAACUAGGCCUUUUGUCCUGGUACCUGCAGCCCUGUGGUCACAGCAGUGCUCUUGGACAGGGCACUAAGGCUGACCCUGAAGGAGUGGUGCUGCCAGGCGUGUCCUGGCUUUCUGGGGUGUACUGGGAGGAUCACCAAGACCCCCUUUUCUCGUGCCCUCUUGAAUCCAAGUGUCUAUGUAGCUUUGGAGACCGAGGGUCUGUGAAUAAAGGUGGGUGGCACUGGAA